Athene cunicularia (burrowing owl) is the source of this 1254-nucleotide messenger RNA. RefSeq names its product alpha-1-antiproteinase F-like. The record is from RefSeq and is a predicted model, not a curated record. The coding region runs from base 1 to 1254 and encodes 417 amino acids. Gene Ontology annotation, biological process: negative regulation of endopeptidase activity. Gene Ontology annotation, molecular function: serine-type endopeptidase inhibitor activity. NCBI's taxonomy places the organism in Eukaryota, Metazoa, Chordata, Aves, Strigiformes, Strigidae. The transcript is spliced from 6 exons.
AUGUUCUCUACAAAAGAGCUGUUGAUAUUUCUUUGUUUAAUUGUUGGGCUUCAUUCCAACAGUUAUUGCUAUGAGCCUAAUCGCCAAGCUGUAAGAAACCAAAAUCAAAGAGGCCAAGGAAACCUAAACAUGCCACAGCAGGCUGUAGGGAACAGUGUUUGUCGGUUUGCGUGUUGCUUCUACAAAGAGAUUUCUUCUCGUGAAAACAGUGGGAAUAUUUUCUUCUCUCCUUUGAGCAUCUCUACUGCCUUUGCAAUGCUGACUCUGGGUGCCAGAACAGACACUCUGACACAGAUUCUUAGAGUCCUUAGCUUUAACCCACGUGAGAUUUCUGAAAAUCAAAUACAUGAAGGUUAUCGACAACUCAUGCAGAUGGUAAACAGAAAGAAUGAGGGGUUACAGCUGAAUAUGGGAAAUGUCCUGUUUGUGCUUGACCGACUGAAGCCACAAGAGAAAUUUUUAAAUAGUAUCAGAAACUUCUAUGAAGGAGAAGCUUAUCCUAUGAACUUCAAGAGGGCUGAUCAAGCCCAGAUAAAGAUCAAUGAAUAUGUAGCAGGAAGAACCAAUGGGAAAAUUAAGGACCUCAUAAGUAACCUUGAUCCACUUACUGAAAUUCUCCUUAUCAGCUAUAUUUAUUUUAAUGCUGAAUGGGAAAAACCUUUUGACCCAAAAUACACUAAAAAGAACAAAUUCUUUGUGAGUGGGAACAAGGCUGUUGAAGUCCCGAUGAUGUUUGGAAUGGGCCAGUUCAAGCAUGGCUAUGACGAACAGCUGUCUUCCACUGUGGUGCAAAUGGAUUACAAAGGAGGUGCUUCAGCAUUUUUUAUUCUGCCUGAUCAAGGAAAAAUGAGGAAGUUGGAGAAAAGAUUGUCUUGUGAACGUAUGUCAAGGUGGAGGACAAUAGUCUCAAAAAGCAACUCAGCAAAUUUGUAUCUUCCGAAAUUCACUCUUUAUGGGACAUAUAACCUAAAAAAUAUAUUAUAUAAAAUGGGCAUCAUGGAUGUAUUCACUGAUAAGGCUGACCUCUCUGGGAUCACUGGGCAGCCCCAGCACAGAAUUUCCCAGGCUAUUCAUAAGGCUGUGGUAAAGGUGGAUGAGACUGGCACCGAAGCAGCAGCUGCCACAGGCAUGGAAAUAGUGCCUAUGUCCGUUCCAGAUACCAUUAUAUUUAACAGGCCCUUCCUAUUAGUCAUAACUAUGGACAACACUAUUCUCUUCAUGGGAAAAAUUGUGAACCCUCUGAAAAAAGAUUAA